UUUUUCAGAGACUACCGCGGUGUCGAUGACACAGAGAACGAGCUUCUUAUGGUGUUCUCAGCUCGGUUCCAACAUUCCCCAAAAAAGGUCCAUUUAAUAUCCUGCCCACGGGUUAUUCGUGCCAACAAUCUUGACCCAGAUGCUCAGAAUUUACUCCAAGUCAAGCUCGACGCUGUGGUGGAACGUAUACCCGAUUCAGAAUGGAACAAACUCGAGAAGCGUUAUAAGAUUGCUCGGAAGAAGUGGCUUGUUAUCUCUAGUAUGUCGGAGGGCGUUUAGGAUUUUAUAAAAACCAGCUUAAUCAAUUCACUUGGACGCGAUCCUCU
Aspergillus alliaceus is the source of this 326-nucleotide messenger RNA. RefSeq lists its product as uncharacterized. NCBI's taxonomy places the organism in Eukaryota, Fungi, Ascomycota, Eurotiomycetes, Eurotiales, Aspergillaceae. The record is from RefSeq and is a predicted model, not a curated record. The transcript has a single exon. Bases 49 to 279 code for a protein of 76 amino acids.